This is a messenger RNA of Microthlaspi erraticum, 276 nucleotides long. The record is from the annotation of a GenBank genome assembly. NCBI's taxonomy places the organism in Eukaryota, Viridiplantae, Streptophyta, Magnoliopsida, Brassicales, Brassicaceae.
AUGCUCUUCUCCUCCCUCUGUCACUCUCUCAGCCUCUUCCCGACGCUCGGCUUCGGCGGCGACUCUCGCCGCUUCCUCCAUCUCACCUUUCGACCACCUUCUCGGCCUCAGCAGCGGCCGUCGCUUCAUCCACCACCGUCCUUCCUGCGACGCUCCGCCGCAUCCGCUUGGAUGGCUCCACCAAGAAGCCUCUCCGGACGAGCGGAGGAUCGCGUCCGACGCGCAAUCGAGGCAAUGCCUUUCCCUUUCUGUCUUUGGUUCAUCUCAAUUGAAUGA